Molecule: messenger RNA, 1452 nt
Organism: Cygnus atratus (black swan)
Lineage: Eukaryota; Metazoa; Chordata; Aves; Anseriformes; Anatidae
Gene: BTBD17
Product: BTB domain containing 17
Exons: 3
Coding region: 1-1452 (483 amino acids)
Molecular function (GO): protein binding
Source: RefSeq, a predicted model, not a curated record
AUGGUGAGGCUGACGGGCGCACGGCCCGCGGCCGCCCGCCGCUGGGGCUACACUGCCGCUGCCUUCCUCCUCCUCCUCCUCACCGUGCAAGCUGCCCAGAGAGCCGACCUCGGCGGCGACGCCACGGCUGCCACCAUCAACCACUCGCUGACGCUGCUGCAGCGGCUGCAGGAGCUGCUGCAGAACGGCAACAGCAGCGACUCGGUGCUGCGGGUGCGCACGGCUGCCUCCGACGAGGCCAAGGUCUUCCACACCCACCAGCUGCUGCUCAGCCUCCAGAGCGAGGUCUUUGAGGGCCUCCUGCGCAACCAGAGCGUCGUCACCCUGCACGAGCCCCCCGAGACCGCCGCGCUCUUCGAGAAGUUCAUCAGGUACCUGUACUGCGGGGGGGUCUCCAUCCUGCUGCACCAGGCCAUCCCCAUGCACCAGCUGGCCAGCAAGUACCGGGUGUGGGGGCUGCAGCGCGGCGUGGCCGACUACAUGAAGAGCCACCUGGCCAGCGAGUCGAGCCAGGGCCACGUGGUGGGCUGGUACCACUACGCCGUGCGCGUCGGGGACGCGGCGCUGCAGGAGAGCUGCCUCCAGUUCCUGGCCUGGAACCUGUCGGCCGUGCUGGGCAGCGCCGAGUGGGCUUCGGUCAGCGUGGAGCUGCUGCUGCUGCUGCUGGAGCGCUCCGACCUGGUGCUGCACAGCGAGCUGGAGCUCUACACCGCCGUGGAGAGCUGGCUGAGCCGGCGGCAGCCCGAGGACGCGGUGGCCGAGCGGGUGCUGCGCGCCAUCCGCUACCCCAUGAUCGCGCCCAGCCAGCUGUUCCGGCUGCAGGCGCAGUCGGCGGUGCUGGCGCGGCACCACGGCGCGGUGCGGGACCUGCUCUUCCAGGCCUUCCAGUUCCACGCCGCCUCCCCCCUGCACUUCGCCAAGUACUUCGACGUCAACUGCAGCAUGUUCCUGCCCCGCAACUACCUCGCGCCCAGCUGGGGCUCCCAGUGGGUCAUCAACAACCCGGCGCGGGACGACCGCAGCACCAGCUUCCAGACCCAGCUGGGGCCCAGCAGCCACGACGCCGGCAAGAGGCUGACCUGGAACGCGCUCUUCUCGCCGCGCUGGCUGCCCGUCAGCCUGCGCCCCGUCUACUCGGACUCGGUGUCGGGCGCCGUCCAGGCGGCGCGCAUCGAGGACGGCCGCCCGCGCCUCGUCGUCACCCCGGCCAUGAGCAGCCCCGACUUCGCCGGCGUCAGCUUCCAGAAGACGGUGCUGGUGGGCGUGCGGCAGCAGGGCCGCGUCUUGGUCAAGCACGCCUACAGCUUCCACCAGAGCUCGGACGAGGCGGCCGACUUCCUCGCCCACGCCGACCUGCAGAAGCGCACCUCCGAGUACCUCAUCGACAACUCCCUGCACCUACACAUCAUCAUCAAGCCCGUCUACCACUCCCUCAUCAAGGCCAAGAAAUAG